This is a messenger RNA of Seminavis robusta, 1317 nucleotides long. NCBI's taxonomy places the organism in Eukaryota, Bacillariophyta, Bacillariophyceae, Naviculales, Naviculaceae. The record is from the annotation of a GenBank genome assembly.
CAUUUAUUGAUGCCUUUGGCUACUAACUCAAAGCAGAUCAACUACUCGCCAGAGAGCACAAUUUCCAGGUGAAGCUGUCCUAUCCAGCGUUGUUUACACUUUUUAGUUCGUUAGGAUGAUGCGAUUCUCCUUUCUUCUGUGCCUGGCCCUUUUUGUGGGUGGAACCACAGCAUUCCAAGUUUCCACACCCAUGGUUGCUGCCAGCCAUGUUGUGCCCAAGUUCUUCUUUGGCAGCAGUGAGACAGCCCUGCAAAUGAGCAGUUCCAACGAAGACCAAAAGAAGAAAACGAAAGGACCAUUCGAUGAAGGAUUGCGAACCAAAUUGGUUUCAGAGAGUAUUGCACCCUGGAGGACUCUGCGAUUGUUCCUAUACGGAUCAUUGGGAUCUGGUGCCGCUGUGGGUGGAUUCAUCACUCUGGCGGGAACAUUGGCUGCCCUUAGUGGUGCCAGGACCGAUGUCGACUUGAAUACCGAGUACGUUAACUUGGCCAUUGACUUUGGAGCCGUCUUGGCAUUUGCAGUAUUGGCCAAAUUUGAUUUGGACAAGGGCGCUGAAUUGGAGGGAAAAGUCGACGAAAAGAUUGAACGAAAACGACAACAAAAGGGAGUCGUCCGUGAAAUGAAAAAGAGAGAAAAGGAACUACAAAACUUGGACUUGGAAAUUCAAGUAUCGCUCGAUGGGACCACCAAAACGGCUUCGGUCCGAGAUCUACAACUCGGGGCCAAACAACACAUGAUUAUCGUCGUAGGCCCCAGAAAGGCUUGUCGUGAUGCACUGAUCGGGGCCAAUUUGCUCAAAAUGGAUUUCGCCAUGUCCAACGUAUUGGUGGUCCCUUAUGAUUUGGAGGCGCAGCAAGCAGGCGAUUCUGGUGCUGCUGCAGGCUUUGGGGAACGGCCAUCGUACGAAACGCAACCAUACGUAGCAAGAGCCACUGGAGACGAUUGGGCCGCAUACAUUGCAGAAGAAAUGAAAGACGCGGUGGAGCAAAGUGGUGAAAAUGUCAAGGAAGAGGGAAUUGCUAUUGUGGUGGCCAAUACAGGAAAUGUUAUACGUCGUGGUGUUGGUACCGUUCCAUGGAGGCAAAUGGUCGAACAGCUUCAGACUGGCGAGGUCGUUGAGUGAGCAAAGCUCAACUCUCUCCUGAAAUGACAAAAAGGCAGCGAAUCAAUCACACACGGAGCAAAACAGGAAGAGCUGCAGAGUACGCAACAACAACAAUUGGCACAGACAACGACAACACGGCAAAAUCUACGCGGCUACCCUCGACGGCCGUUCUGAAUGCACGCAUAGUAUAGUAAUAGCAGACUGUGUAAGAC